This is a messenger RNA of Patiria miniata (bat star), 2988 nucleotides long. Its product is annotated as glutathionyl-hydroquinone reductase YqjG-like. The coding region runs from base 307 to 1281 and encodes 324 amino acids. The transcript is spliced from 8 exons. The record is from RefSeq and is a predicted model, not a curated record. Gene Ontology annotation, cellular component: cytoplasm. Gene Ontology annotation, molecular function: glutathione transferase activity. Lineage: Eukaryota; Metazoa; Echinodermata; Asteroidea; Valvatida; Asterinidae.
AAGCGAUGCUGUAAAAACAGCGUACCCGACUGAUAGCACAAAUUCUUCCCGUUUUGUUUUUAUUUGUGUCGACAUCGGAGUUCACAGACGACGAGUUCAAAAACAUAUAAUCGUUCAAUACAAACGUGUUCAAAAAUAUUAGUCUUUAAUGAAUGUGAUUCGCAAGGCUUUUGCGGCGAAUUUUGUGCUGAUCGGCUGCAAUAAGGCCCCGUUCAUUUCAUCAUUUUCAAAAGGUUGUCUGCUGUUCAAAUCGGCCGGUCUUCCGUUUCCCUGUCGUCUGCUCCUCGUCUUACUCAUUCAACCGACAUGUCUGCAACCACGACUAACACCGGGAAGAAGGAUACUACUAAUCUUAAGGGAGAGUUCGUUCGCAAAGACAGUGCCUUCCGUAAUUGGAUUACUGAGGAUGGCUCGAGUGGUUUCAAGGCAGAGAUGGAUCGCUACCAUCUCUACGUCUCCCUGGCCUGUCCCUGGGCACACCGCACCCUGCUCGUCAGGGCACUCAAGGGACUCCAGGAUUUCGUGUCCUACACGGUCGUUGACUGGUUCUUAGGGGAUAAGGGGUGGAGCUUCACUGAUGAGAAACCCAAGUGCACACUGGAUACCAUCAACGGUGCCAAGUCUCUCAAGGAGAUUUACUUCAAAGCAGAUGCAAACUACGAUGGUCGUUUCACUGUCCCAGUCCUAUGGGACAAGAAGACCAACACCAUUGUCAACAACGAGUCGUCAGAGAUCAUCCGCAUGCUCAACAAGGAGUGUAAUGCGUUCUGUGCCACGCCCGAGCAACGAGACCUGGACCUGUACCCGGAACAACUCCGAGACAAGAUUGAUGAGCUCAAUGGUUGGAUUUACCCAAUGAUCAACAAUGGCGUGUACCGUGCAGGGUUUGCCAAGAGCCAAGAGGCAUACGACGUGGCUGUGAGGGAAGUGUUUGGUGGACUGGACAAAGCUGAGGGUAUCCUCUCUAACAGCCGCUACCUGACCGGUUCAUCUCUGACUGAGGCUGAUGUACGUCUCUUCACUACCCUGAUACGCUUCGAUACCGUCUACCACGGCCACUUCAAGUGUAACAAGAAACGUAUCAUCGACUACCCAAACAUCUGGGGUUUUGUGCGUGAUGUUUAUCAGAAGGAAGCUGUACGAGAAACGGUGGACCAGCAACACAUCCAGAACCACUACCUGCAAAGUCAUCUCCACAUCAAUCCCUUUGGCAUUGUUCCCAUCGGACCGGAUCUGGACUUUGAGGAACCGCACGGCAGGGACGCCAAGUUUGUGGCUUGAAAUCAAGUUUGUCAAAAGGGCACAACGGAAAGGAAAUGUGUUUAUUCAUGCAGGGAGUUGUAAUUAGUGGGAUUAGCUUGAGUGACUUUUAGCCUUGUUCAGGGUGAAUGUGCAUGAAAAAAAAGUGUUGUAGUAUAUUUUAAAAGUUGCAGAGUAUAAGAGUGACUGUGUUUACAGGCUUGCAACUUUUCCUCGGAUCAGCUGAUUUCCUCUUUUGUUUUAAUUCAUAUAUCUGCCAUUCAAAAUCACUGUAGUCUUCUGAAUGUUGUAAUUUCCUCGUUUUUUGUGUGAAUUUACAGUUGCAUGCCUGUCUUUAGGAGUAGUUAAAGUAAGGUGAAAUAGGACUAUGCAUCUCAUAUUUUGUAUUCAACUGAUCUAAUUUGUAGCCUGUUGAAUGUGGAAAAUAAAAAUGUGAAAAGCCACGCACAAUUUCGUCAACACAAGAUUACAAAAUACAAAUGUACAUCACUAAUUUAAUUUAAAAAAGAGGUCGCUGCGUAGCACUGGAAAAUAGUAGAAAAUAUAACAGUGCUCACCGAUGAUCAUAAGACGUGCCAAAUUUUCGGACACAUAUCCUUCAUCAGGGCUGGGAGGCAACGCAGCCCUGACGUAAAAAUUAUGUUAAAUUAGUACGUUACUAAUUUAACGUACACUCGGGGACGCCAGUUUUCAGGCUGUAGCCUGAAUUUAGGCUUUUUUAUGUUUUGUAAAAACAAACUCAGGCAUUCUAUUCCUUCACGGGUUGGAAAAAUAAAUCCUCUUGUAGCAUGCACUGGGAAAACAAUUGUGCAUGCUGUGCUCCGUGGCAAUUGCCAUGCUAGCUGAAUACACGAAUGUAUGAAUUGUUAAUUCAAAGUAGACAUAUACACGAGUGUGGUGUUGCGGUGUGUUCAUGGUGUAUUACAAUCGUUUUGGCGUGAGUGCCGUCUUUCAUAUUUUUCAGGUACUUGGACAAAAACCCACUGGCAUCCACAGCACACUUGACCUCAGGCAGUGAAUUUCAUACCGUAAAAUAUUAUCUGCAAAUAUUAAUUCCCCUCAUACACGUUAAAGCUACAGUCAUCAUUUGCAGCUAUCCAAAAAGUAUGACGUAAUUAUUGUUGAAACAGUUAAGCGCACAUUUUAAGUAUCUGCAAUAUAACUGGUAUUAUGCAGAUUUAAGCAUGUGGUUUUGUUAAGUAUAACACUUGUUUAUCAGUUUUUAGAGAGAAUUUCUUGUAUCUUUGUGGAGGUGGUGGGAAAAGGUUUCUUCUUAUAUGUCUGAUUAAGAUUGUGUUCAAAAAUUAAGAAAUAAUAAAGGGAUAUCAAGUCAAUAUACAAGUUCUUAAUUGGUAACAUGAAUCAUAUAAUUAUAACUUCAUAAUGAAAUGUGAAUCUCGAAAUUGUUAUGAUUUUUUUUUUAAAUGACGACGAAUCAUACUUUAUUCCUUAGUGCAGUCUCGAUGAUGGUAAUGAUUAUUACAAAAUAAACUGACCUUUCAAUAUCAACCGUAUUCUAAACAUUAACACUUUUAAAGUUUUUAUAUUUUUUUUAUAUUUAAAUGGGAUCGUAUCUUAUUGGAUUUUUGUGUUAAUUUCGUAUUAAUUGAUUUUUUGUUUCUAAUAGUUUAACAUUGUAUUGUAAUCUUAAUUCGGCACGUGCCGCCACGAUGAUUUUUAAUAAACCAGUCUAUCUAAACCAGUCUAUGAGAUCUAUACAUACCGGUA